Messenger RNA from Ruditapes philippinarum (Manila clam), 1015 nucleotides. Its product is annotated as WW domain-binding protein 11-like. The record is from RefSeq and is a predicted model, not a curated record. The transcript is spliced from 5 exons. Lineage: Eukaryota; Metazoa; Mollusca; Bivalvia; Venerida; Veneridae. Bases 100 to 681 code for a protein of 193 amino acids.
GGAUCAAGUGUUUGCUUGACGAACCAUAGAACUUUGUACAUAUAUAUGGACUCUGUUCGUGGGCGCUGUCAGACUGUGUCGAGGACUUAAAUCAUCACGAUGUUAAAGUUCUUGGUGGUAUGUCUGUGUGCCAUUGCUGUUGCAAAAUGGAGCCAAAAAGUCCAAGCUGAGAGUGACGUAAACGACUUGAAUGAUGAAGAAAAAAGGUUGUUACAAACCCUAGAGGAUGCGAUAGAUACAAGCAAGAGAGACACGAACGACCCGUGCUCCGAGGAAUGUGGCGAGGAUAACGAAUGUUACGAACCAUGCACGUGUUUCUACGACUGUAUGGCUGAUAUUGACGAUGAGCAAAGGUGUGAAGACGAUUGCAGUGAUGAUAAUGUCCAAAAGAGAAUGGCAUUAGCAGCUAGGAACCAGGAGAGAGCAAACGAUGAAAUACAAAGCAACAACAAAAAUAAACAACAAAAGAAAUUAUGGGGUAUUCCACCAAUAAGAAUUCCUCCAGUUCCACCUGUAAGAAGAUGGGUUCCACCAGUAAGAAUUCCUCCAGUUAGAAUUCCCCCAAUCCCACCUGUAAGAAGAUGGGUUCCACCUGUAAGAAUUCCUCCAGUUAGAAUUCCCCCAGUUCCACCUGUAAGAAGAUGGAUUCCACCAGUUAGAGGGUGGGGUGGAAAGAAAUAGAUUGAACAAUACUAACAAUGAAAUGCCACAAACAACAUUUUUACUCGAAUUAUCUCCUUUGAAAUAUAUAGACUUAAAUAAAACAUUUAGCUUGAUGAAUAAAAAGAUUUGACAAUGACGAAGCUCGACGAAGUGCUAAUGUGUUAAACACCUGACUGAAACUCUUUAAGCUUUUAACUAUAAAGUCUAAAUUGAAUAACUUACAAUCAAUUGCUCCGUUUCUUUUACAUUAAGCACAAUUAUUUUAACAUGAUAAAAUAUAACAUGAAUAAUUUGUUUGUAAACACAUUAUGCAUAUUUUGAAUAAUAAAUAUUUUUUUCAGCACCAACACAA